AGAUAAACAACCAGAGGGUUGUCCCUCGUAAGGUAUGUUAACAGUGUCUCCAGUCGGAGAGGAUUCUAUUACUCUCGAGUUUCAAGUUCUUAUACAUAACAACGUCGUUUUUAACUAGUUCACACAUAUAAUCAUAAACAUGCAUCGCGCUAAUGCAGUUUACAUCUGCAUCUUAUUUGAUCUUACAUGGCAGAUUCUGAUGAAGAAUCCGAUCGCCGUCGUAGCCGUGACAAAUUUCGUCGUGAACGUAGUGAUCACGAUGGACGUCGUCGUCCUGGUGACAAACGAGAGCCAUUCGAUGACCGAUCAGGUACUGUAGGUGUUGCACCAACUCGUGAAGAUCAUCGUUUGUCAGGUGAAGGUCGGAAUGACCGUGGACGAUCACCUGCAGAACCUCCUUAUAAAAGGCCUCGUAAAGAUAACAGCGAUGAUUUUAAACCAAGUUCGUACCAGCGAAAGGAUACCAAAGGUUCAAGUGCCUCAGAAUACGACGGUAUGUACAGGCCUCCAGUAAUACCGUUUAAGCGGUUUCUUGAUCCUUUGGAUGACUUGAUAACUGAAGAAGAGGCAUGCAGUAAGUACAAAGAGUACAAGGAAGGAUAUAUGAAGCGUCAUACCGAGGAAUUCUUCGAAGCACAUAAAAAUGAGGAAUGGCUUCGUCUCCGUUAUCAUCCCGAUCACAUGAAUGAAAGAAAAGCCGCUCUUAGCGCAGCAGUCAAGCAUCGUUUAAAUGUUUUCAUGGAGCUUUUACAUAAAGGCUUUCUCGAAAAUCAGUCUGUUCAGAUGGACAAUAGUGAGAAUCUCAUAAAACUCAUGGAUGCUGUUGUUAUCAAACUUGAAGGUGGUUCUGAUGAAGACCUAAAGGUACUUGAAGAAUCUGAUCGUAAUAGAUAUUCAGACGAAGAAUUAGUGCAUCAGUCUCAGUCCUCUGGACCUAUUUGUUGUGAAAAUAAAAGUGAAGGAGAGGCUGAAUCCGAUGUCGACUUCGAACAUGAGAAGCUCAACACAGAACUUACUAGAAACGUAAUGCCGGAACCUCUUCAAACUCAAGGUUCUACUGUAGAGUGUCGAACAACUAACCGGCGUGCACGAACCGAGUCAAACAAGUCUGGUAGCUCAGCUCCUUCACAAAGUAGCCAGAGCAGCGAUAGUGACAGUGGUUCUUCAAGCGAUGACGAAGUUGAUGAAGGCACCAAAUCUAAAGCUGAAGUUGAGCAGAAAAGUAAUGAACUUGGUAAUACUCAUGAUGUUGCAAGGUCUGAAGUUGACGAAGACGACGACGACGUACCCACUCCUACAACUGCUGAGUCUCCAAGAGGAUGUAAAAAUGAAGACUCUUCUGUUUCUAUGAUCAUCGGCUCAAUAAAUGAUACAUCUGUCAAACAUCCUAUUUUUGGAGAUCCUUCCGACGCUCCUCAGCCCAAGUGUGCAAAUCCACCAAGAUUGUUGCAUAAAACUGCCUCUAUAUUCUUCCGAGCGUUACCUCCAACUAUAAAGGAAAGCGAACUCAAAGAGCUUUGCGCUUCUCAACCUGGAUUCAUAAGAUUGGCUCUUUGGGAACCUGUUCCUGAACGUCGAUUUAUGCGACAUGCAUGGGCUACAUAUGAUCCUUCUGUUAACAUUAAAAAGAUAUGUUGGGCGUUAAAUACCAGUAGUUUAUUACGCGAAAAGCUUGAACUUCCAAACGGAGAACUAGGUGCUACAGUUAAUCGUGAUUUAGCUCAGAGAGUUCGCCCUCUUACUCCUCUCACACGUCAUAAACCAGUUAUGCGACAAGAUUUAAUCUUGGCCGCGCAACUUGUUGCACGUCUAGAUGCUAAACAUAAUCUAUGGAGUCAUUUAGAAAUUCCUGAUAGUACAAAUGAUUUGAAUACACUUAGUAAGCUCAAAAUCAAUGGUGAUUCAGAAUUCAAGAAUAUUUUUGAUUCUACAGCUCUGGAAAUGGCCAUUAAAAGCAAAAAUCUAUUACUUAAAAAUUUAACAGAUUAUCUUGUCGAUGAAGGUGGAAGUGAAGAAGAAGCACUUAUAGCGGAAACUCAAGCAGAGGCUGAAGGAUGUGACAAUAAUAAUAAUAAUAAUAAUGUAGUUGGACGUGUCCACACUGUAACAUUGGAAUCUGAUCCUAAUUUGGCUCGUACUUUAGAUCUGUUAAUACUCUAUUUACGUAUUGUCCAUUCUAUGGAUUAUUAUGCAGGAGCUAUCUAUCCUAUGGAAGAUCUCAUGCCUCAUCGAUGUGGAAUUCUUCAUGCGAGAGGUGACAGAGGAAUAAAUCCUGUUCCUGGUGCUCGUUCUAGUGGUUUAGCUUUCACUCAAAGAGAAAUUAAUGAUCACCUUCAGAAUUUCGCUUUAAAAUUGCGUACUCUUAUCGAGGUACCAAAAGAUUUGACUGAAGAGGAAAUGAAAAAGUUAGGUAUGCGAGAUCCUGAAAAAGCUGCAGAAGAAUUUGUCGAAGCCAAUAUUCAAAAGAGAACUGGCAAGAAAAAGCCGUAAGUGUAGUUCUUUUUUCGAAAGUUAACAGAAAGUUAUGUUUUGAAUGUUUAUUGAUAAAGACUAAUUGAAGUUUUGGACUACUGUUAAAAAUCAUCAAUAUCACCCAGCUUAAAGGAGGGUUCAUGGUUAACGUUUACUGACUGAAAGACUUGAUUGUGCAGUAGUUCACAUUUCUGUGUUUCACAAUCAAGUUGUGACGGGAGAUGAAACUGCUUAUCUGUCCUACACUACAUUGGGUAGUAGAGAUGCGAUCAGUAAACUACUAAAUAUCGCAACUAGAUGUUGGACUAAAGACUAAACAGGCAUCAGAUGAUUACUGUAUGAGUCAUUAUACUAGUUCACGUGAACCCGAACACCAAUAAUUGGGAACCAGAUAUAAGUCAAAGCAAUAGUAGUAUCUUGACACAGUGUCGGUGGUCAACAGAAUUAAAUCACAAUAAAAUCAGUUGUAGAUAGAAAAUAGUCUCUUAUAUUUACUAUAGUUAGGUAUGUUUAUCAUCGUUAAUCACUUAAUCAUGGCUUACUUUAACCACCACUUACAUAUCAGAAUCAAAAAUUAGGAUUUAAUCACCACUAAUAAAUAUAAAAUUUAAUUUGUGUAACUACUCAGCAAUCUGUUAUAGUCUAUCUUAUUACGACCCAGCUACUCUUAUUGCUUAGCAUUUUUGGACACCACUACGCUCGACAAGUCCCCAUAUCAGAGCACUGUUGAACAGGAAUGUAAUUAUAUUCCAAUAGCAAGGGUGGAUGGAGCUAGAAAUCACAAUAAGAAAAACAUCAGUUUAUUUAUAAUUUUCACAUAAAAGGAUUCUAAAGUCUUCUCCAAGUUUCCGCUAGCUCUGGUUGGUUAAGAAAUAGCCAAUUAGCCUAUCUCAACGUAAUCUUGCACGGAAAAUGCUUUAAUCCAAUCUAUGUCCUCCAAUUGACCUAGUACGGCCAAGAGUGGGGAGAGUCCGAUCUCCCACUCCAAAUGCUCUCACAAGGCCAUGCGUAUAUAGCCUCUGUCAGGGAAGUUCUACUCACUGCCUUCUUGUGGCAAUACUGUUGUUUACGAAAUCGAGAGGACGAAAAGCGAAUGUACGGUGCCUUAACCGGGUUGGUAGACAUGGAAGGUUCACCUAGGGGAGUUGGAAAACCCUGAUUCUAAACCAAUGAUGCACAUGGGCUUCAGUAUCCUGAGGGAACAAAUGGUGUAUGAAUCAAUUGUUGGUCACCGGCUACCAUGGGACUGCAUCUCCUCACGAUGUUUCAAUGCCUUGUGGAUCAGACCUUUAGGUCAAAGACUCCGAGUGUGGCUCCCUAAGAAAACCACCUGCUUCAGUUUGAGCACCUGAGCAGUAUCAUAGCCCUCACACAAAUCGAAUGUGAUUUGUGCGGUGCAUGUAUAUCUGGUGCUCCUUUGUACCAAUAUUUAUGUGUUUAAAUAAAUAAAUCUGUGUCCCGCUAACAUAACCUGUUAGUGUAAGUAAUAAUCAUGUACGUACAAUAGUUUCAUCAAAGGACUAGUUGUAGCAUCAGUAGUAGUGUAGUGAACAGAACACGACUGGGGACAAUCGAAUGUAUUUAAGCAAAAAUUACAGACUAUCUCAGUAAAUUCUGAAAACCAUACAAUGAACAGUCAAUUUGCAAAUUAACAACCAGUUGUUUCAAUCUUCACUGUUUCUUCUCUUACUCCAUUGCUCAUGCAUUUUCCAAACGAUUGCGCUUCAUUUCAGCUCUUUGCUCAUCGGUCUUCUACCCAAAUACAUUCUAUAUCUGACCCACACCAUACACUACUUAUAUGGAUAUAAGUAGACCACACCACAGUAGUAGUAGUAUACGCUUAAUUGUUCGAUUUCAACAUAUGGAAUUAAGCUAAGUUUGUUUAGGUUGCUGCGUUCCAACGUUAUAAUAAUCUAGAUGGAGAAUACUAAACAAUAAUCUGUUAAUGUUAUGUUUAUGAACGUUUGUGAUUAACAAGUGCCCUAAGCUGGGGUUUUGUAUUUUAAAGUUGCUGACUCCAUUGACUUUCUUAAGGUACAUGGUUUUAUAAAAAAAAACUUGUAUGAGACAGUCUGGCUACCUCAAUCAUCAAGAAUUAAUCCUUCCAUGUAUAUUUUCUUUAUCAGUUUGUCGUCCUAAGUAUGCAUGUUUUACAGGAUGUACUUUUUUGUUCAGUUUAGUAAAUAAUGAAAUUACUUUAUCCACACAUGUGACGAAACUCUUUAUUUUUAGAUUCAAAGUUGUAUGGGUAUGUCCAUUAUCUGAUAAGAAAUUUCGUGAACCAAUUUUUGUUCGUAAACAUAUAUUCAAUAAACAUAUGGAUAAAGUUGAAGCAGCUAAAAAAGAUAAUGCAAUAUUCUAUAAUAAUUAUUUAAAAGAUCCUAGACGUCCAUCAUUACCCGAGGCACCUUAUCAUUUAUUAAAUCAAUAUUAUCCAUCUUUAAAUUCAAAUUCAAAUAAUAAUAAUAAUCAUACAUAUAGAGGUCGAGGCUCUGGACGUGGUAAUAUAGGUGGAAAUUAUCGUGGAUAUAGAAAUAAUUCACUUCUUUCAACAGCACCAAGUUAUGUACGAGGUGCUGGAAGUUUUCAGGACUAUUAUGAUGUGGCAGCUCAACAACAACAACACCAAGCUAUGGCAGCUGUAGCAGCAGCUGCUGCCGCAGCUUUAUAUCCAAACGCUGCGACAGCAGCUGAUUUGUAUGCAUUGGCUGCACAGGCAGGUGCACCUCGCACAGGUCUUGGAAUAUCUAGGUCGCGUGGUCAACGUGGUUCUUCACCAUCUCAUGAUUUCAAUCAUCGACCAUAUAGUAGUAGUACAUUGGAUAAUCGACGGAGACAGCCUACAAAUUAUUCGACAAAUAGACGUCCAGUCGGUGGUGGUGGCACUACAACCGGUGAACGAACAAUGAUAUCAUAUAAUGAUUUGGAUGAUCCUGGAAAUGAUGUUCUUUAAAAAUGAAUUUGACUAACUAAAAUCUAAUCAUUUUCAUCGACUGUUACUACAACAACAACUGCUUUAUUUUCUAUGUUCUUGUUUUUUUUCCGUUUGUUUCUAAAGUUUACCACGUUGACACAUUUUAAUUGGAAUAUCAUGUAUAUCUGAACAUUGUGCAUUUUCAUAUUCUUUUUUUCCCUUAUAUUAAUUACAAUAAGAAAAGUUCUAUU
Messenger RNA from Schistosoma rodhaini, 5637 nucleotides. NCBI's taxonomy places the organism in Eukaryota, Metazoa, Platyhelminthes, Trematoda, Strigeidida, Schistosomatidae. The record is from the annotation of a GenBank genome assembly.